Opisthocomus hoazin is the source of this 3196-nucleotide messenger RNA. RefSeq names its product actinin alpha 2 (gene ACTN2). Gene Ontology annotation, molecular function: calcium ion binding; protein binding. The record is from RefSeq and is a predicted model, not a curated record. Lineage: Eukaryota; Metazoa; Chordata; Aves; Opisthocomiformes; Opisthocomidae.
GACCUGCGUCAGCAGCAACGAGAGAGGGGCAGGGAGACAGGGAGGGCGCGAAGGGCACGCAGGUCAGAACCUACCCGGCAGUUUCAGCCUCUGCGCUCAGCAAGACUCGUCCAUAUUCGCUCCCUGUCACCUUGGAAAAAGGAAAAAAGAAAGAAAGAAAGAAAGACACUGCUACCUACAACCCAUCAGCAAGUAAACUAAGCUUAAAAAAUUACACAUAUAUUCAAACAUAGUAGAAGGCACAGCAGCUGAAGCUGAUCCCCGGGUAGCAUGAACAGCAUGAACCAGAUAGAAACAAACAUGCAGUACACCUACAACUACGAAGAAGAUGAGUACAUGACCCAAGAAGAAGAAUGGGACAGGGACCUGCUCCUGGACCCAGCAUGGGAGAAACAGCAGAGGAAGACGUUUACAGCCUGGUGCAAUUCCCACCUCAGGAAAGCAGGCACGCAGAUUGAGAAUAUUGAGGAGGACUUCAGAAAUGGCCUCAAACUGAUGCUCCUCUUGGAAGUUAUCUCAGGGGAAAGACUACCGAAACCAGACAGAGGGAAGAUGCGCUUCCAUAAAAUUGCUAAUGUCAACAAAGCUCUGGAUUAUAUCGCCAGCAAAGGAGUGAAACUUGUGUCUAUUGGUGCAGAAGAAAUUGUUGAUGGCAAUGUGAAAAUGACGCUGGGUAUGAUCUGGACUAUCAUCCUUCGCUUUGCUAUUCAGGAUAUUUCAGUGGAAGAGACCUCUGCCAAAGAAGGGCUGCUGCUGUGGUGUCAAAGAAAAACUGCUCCUUACAGAAAUGUGAACAUUCAGAACUUCCAUCUUAGCUGGAAAGAUGGCCUUGGAUUAUGUGCACUUAUCCACAGACACCGACCUGAUCUUAUUGACUACUCCAAGCUAAAUAAGGAUGACCCCAUAGGAAAUAUCAACCUUGCCAUGGAAAUUGCUGAAAAGCAUUUGGAUAUCCCUAAGAUGUUGGAUGCGGAAGAUAUUGUGAACACUCCCAAACCUGAUGAGAGAGCUAUCAUGACAUAUGUGUCCUGCUUCUACCAUGCUUUUGCUGGAGCAGAGCAGGCUGAGACUGCAGCUAACCGGAUCUGUAAGGUGCUUGCUGUGAAUCAGGAAAAUGAGAGGUUGAUGGAGGAGUAUGAGAGACUAGCAAGUGAGCUUUUAGAAUGGAUUCGCCGGACAAUUCCUUGGCUGGAAAACAGGACCCCAGAAAAAACAAUGCAGGCUAUGCAGAAGAAACUAGAGGAUUUCCGGGACUACCGCCGCAAACACAAACCUCCCAAAGUCCAAGAGAAAUGUCAACUGGAGAUCAAUUUCAAUACCCUGCAGACAAAACUGAGAAUUAGCAAUCGGCCAGCUUUCAUGCCAUCAGAGGGAAAAAUGGUUUCAGAUAUUGCCGGCGCUUGGCAGAGACUUGAACAAGCUGAGAAAGGCUACGAAGAGUGGCUGCUGAAUGAGAUACGACGACUGGAAAGACUUGAACACUUGGCUGAGAAGUUCAGGCAGAAGGCUUCCACUCAUGAACAGUGGGCAUACGGCAAAGAGCAGAUCUUACUUCAGAAGGAUUAUGAAUCUGCUUCUCUGACAGAAGUCCGCGCCAUGUUAAGGAAACAUGAAGCUUUUGAGAGCGAUUUGGCUGCUCACCAGGACAGGGUGGAACAGAUCGCUGCCAUUGCCCAGGAGCUGAAUGAACUGGACUACCAUGAUGCUGCAAGUGUCAAUGAUAGAUGCCAAAAGAUAUGUGACCAAUGGGACAGCCUGGGAACACUUACUCAGAAAAGGAGAGAGGCAUUGGAGAGGACGGAGAAAUUGCUCGAAACAAUUGAUCAGCUUCACCUGGAGUUUGCCAAAAGAGCUGCUCCUUUCAACAACUGGAUGGAAGGUGCUAUGGAAGACCUACAGGACAUGUUUAUUGUUCACAGCAUAGAGGAAAUUCAGAGUUUAAUCACUGCACAUGAUCAAUUUAAAGCUACUUUGCCAGAGGCAGAUGGUGAAAGACAGGCCAUACUGUCAAUCCAGAAUGAAGUUGAAAAAGUUAUUCAGAGUUACAGCAUGAGAAUAAGCGCAAGCAAUCCUUACAGCACUGUUACUGUGGAAGAGAUUCGUAGCAAGUGGGAAAAGGUGAAGCAGCUGGUGCCUCAGAGGGAUCAAUCCUUGCAGGAGGAACUCGCCCGUCAGCACGCCAACGAGCGCCUGCGUCGCCAGUUUGCUGCUCAGGCCAAUGUCAUUGGGCCAUGGAUCCAGACCAAGAUGGAGGAAAUUGCCCGCAGCUCUAUUGAAAUGACGGGGCCUUUGGAGGACCAGAUGAAUCAGCUGAAGCAAUAUGAGCACAAUAUCAUUAAUUAUAAACACAACAUUGACAAACUGGAAGGAGACCACCAGCUUAUACAAGAAGCCCUGGUGUUUGACAACAAGCACACAAACUAUACUAUGGAGCACAUCCGUGUUGGAUGGGAGCUCCUACUUACCACCAUUGCUCGAACUAUCAAUGAGGUUGAGACUCAGAUCCUCACAAGAGAUGCCAAGGGUAUCACCCAGGAACAAAUGAAUGACUUCAGAGCAUCAUUCAAUCAUUUUGACAGGAGGAAGAAUGGAUUGAUGGACCAUGAUGAUUUCAGAGCUUGCUUAAUUUCAAUGGGUUAUGAUUUGGGUGAAGCUGAGUUUGCCCGAAUCAUGUCUCUGGUUGACCCUAAUGGGCAAGGAACCGUCACUUUCCAGUCCUUCAUUGAUUUCAUGACCAGAGAAACUGCAGACACAGACACGGCUGAGCAAGUGAUAGCUUCCUUCAGAAUCCUGGCUUCAGAUAAGCCUUAUAUCCUGGCAGAUGAGUUACGCCGAGAGCUGCCUCCUGAGCAGGCGCAGUACUGCAUCAAGAGAAUGCCUCCGUACACCGGCCCAGGCUCUGUUCCUGGCGCUCUGGAUUACACCUCUUUUUCGUCAGCACUGUAUGGAGAGAGCGACCUCUGAUUGUGUAAUUGGCUGUAUUCAUGGUAGACACUAAAAAUACCCAUCUUGUUGCCCAGAUUGCUUCUUAAAACCUUUGACAAGCUGAUUUAAAAAUGAGUUUUACGAAUACAGUAGGUAUCAUCAGUGUAAAGUGCUAGUAACUAAAGUAACUAGUGUAUAUUAAAGUGUGCGGCACGCUAGAUUUCUGCAUUGUUGGUUUUAGGUUGUCUGUCCUGUACUAUGCUAGAAAAUA